Messenger RNA from Aspergillus luchuensis, 1302 nucleotides. RefSeq names its product O-acetylhomoserine aminocarboxypropyltransferase/cysteine synthase family protein. The transcript is spliced from 6 exons. Gene Ontology annotation, molecular function: transferase activity, transferring alkyl or aryl (other than methyl) groups; pyridoxal phosphate binding. Gene Ontology annotation, biological process: transsulfuration. NCBI's taxonomy places the organism in Eukaryota, Fungi, Ascomycota, Eurotiomycetes, Eurotiales, Aspergillaceae. The record is from RefSeq and is a predicted model, not a curated record. The coding region runs from base 1 to 1302 and encodes 433 amino acids.
AUGUCCGAAUCUAAGCAGCCCCAUUUCGAAACUUUACAGCUUCAUGCGGGUCAUGAACCAGAUUCUGAGACCCAUUCGCGAGCAGUACCAAUCUAUGCAACCACCUCCUACACCUUCAAUGACUCCGCACAUGGCGCCAGACUCUUUGGUCUCAAAGAGUUUGGCAACAUCUAUAGUCGGAUUAUGAACCCCACUGUGGAUGUCUUUGAGAAACGUAUCGCCGCCCUUGAAGGUGGUGUCGCAGCCGUCGCCGCCUCUUCGGGUCAAUCUGCGCAGUUCAUGGCCAUAUCUGCCCUUGCCCAUGCUGGCGAUAACAUCGUGUCCACCAGUAACCUGUACGGUGGCACUUAUAACCAAUUCAAAGUCCUAUUCCCUCGAUUGGGAAUCACAACCAAGUUCGUCCAGGGAGACAGCCCGGAGGCCAUAGCUGCAGCCAUUGACGACCGUACGAAGGCUGUUUACGUUGAGACUAUCGGAAACCCCCGCUAUAAUGUACCCGAUUUCGAAGCCAUCGCCAAGGUAGCCCACGAAAAGGGCGUGCCCCUAGUGGUUGACAAUACAUUCGGCGCCGGCGGCUAUUAUUGCCGUCCCAUUGAGCACGGCGCCGACAUUAUUGUACACAGCGCCACCAAGUGGAUUGGAGGUCACGGCACCACUGUUGCUGGUGUAGUUGUUGACAGUGGAAAGUUUGACUGGGGAAAGCAUGCAGCACGCUUCCCACAGUUUGUUGAACCUUCCGAAGGCUACCAUGGCUUGAAGUUCUGGGAAACCUUUGGUCCCCUUGCUUUUGCCAUUCGGGUGCGAGUGGAGAUAUUGAGAGACCUUGGAUCAGCUCUGAACCCUUUUGCUGCGCAACAGCUUCUCCUCGGCAUCGAGACCUUGAGUUUACGUGCCGAGAGACAUGCAAGCAAUGCUAUAAUACUGGCCAAUUGGCUUCGCAAGAAUGAAAACGUCUCUUGGGUCUCAUACCCAGGAUUGGAGGACCACCCGAGCCAUGAGACGGCGAAGCGCUAUCUCAAGCAUGGCUUUGGUGGCGUUCUUUCUUUUGGGGUCAAGGGAGGUGCUGCCGCUGGCAGUCAAGUGGUUGACGGCUUUAAGUUGAUCAGUAAUCUCGCAAAUGUUGGGGAUAUGAAGACCCUCGCUAUUCACCCUUGGUCCACGACUCAUGAACAGCUUACCGUACAGGAACGCAUUGACUCUGGAGUCACUGAGGAUGGAAUCCGCAUCUCGGUGGGUACUGAGCAUAUCGAUGAUAUCAUUGCCGACUUUGAGCAGUCGUUCAAGGCUGCUAGUGCUCUGUAA